UAUAAAUCAUUUUUAAUUUAAAAAUUCAUGAUGGAAAUUUAUAAAGAAAAUAUUACUAACGAUUUUCAACAAUUUUUUGAGGAAGAUUAUAACGUUAUAAUUUAUGCUGGGGAAGAACCUAAUGUUAAAGAACUUCAUGCUCAUUCAAUAAUUUUACGAUGUCGAUCACAAUAUUUUCGUACGGCUUUCUCUUCUAAUUGGGCAGAAAAAAAGGAUGGAAUGUAUAUUUUAAAAAAACCAAAUAUUACGGGAAACAUAUUCCAAAUUAUUCUUAGUUAUAUUUAUAGUGGAACGAUAAAUUUUAGUCAAAUCGAACAAACAAAAUAUUUGGAAUUAUUAAAAGCGGCAGAUGAACUUGGAUUUGAUAAGAUAAUUGAAAAUCUUCAAUUAUACUUAAUUAAUCAUCAACAAGAUUAUUUAAAAAGUGAUCCAAUUGGAAUACUUCAAAUAGUUUUUUUAUUUGAACAACUUAUAUUAUUAAAAGAGUUUUGUUUAAAAUUAAUUUGUCAAGAAACAAAAAUAUUAUUUGAAGGUGAAAAUUUUUUGACCGUACCAGCACAUACAUUAGAGC
Rhizophagus irregularis DAOM 181602=DAOM 197198 is the source of this 571-nucleotide messenger RNA. The record is from RefSeq and is a predicted model, not a curated record. NCBI's taxonomy places the organism in Eukaryota, Fungi, Glomeromycota, Glomeromycetes, Glomerales, Glomeraceae.